Messenger RNA from Oryzias latipes (Japanese medaka), 3588 nucleotides. It is a transcript of the gene mlxipl, whose product is annotated as MLX interacting protein like. NCBI's taxonomy places the organism in Eukaryota, Metazoa, Chordata, Actinopteri, Beloniformes, Adrianichthyidae. Gene Ontology annotation, molecular function: RNA polymerase II cis-regulatory region sequence-specific DNA binding; DNA-binding transcription factor activity, RNA polymerase II-specific; protein dimerization activity. Gene Ontology annotation, cellular component: nucleus. The record is from RefSeq and is a predicted model, not a curated record. Gene Ontology annotation, biological process: regulation of transcription by RNA polymerase II.
UAUAGGAGAACAAGUCCCACAAUCAGUGUGCAAAAACUGAAAACGGAAUGUUUGUAGUUUUACCUGCUGUUGUUGUGGUUGUAAAAACACCAUGCAGAGAGGUCUAUUAAUUAUUACCCACGUCGGGGCUUUCACUGAGGACUUUACCACCACAGGGCGCUGACACGGUGAUAGUUUGCCCCCUCGCAGCUCGGUGACAGACAAGAGGAGGCUCCUGCUCUGCUCCACAGCGGCUCCCUGGAGGGAGAGUUACCAAACGGGGGAGGACAGGGGGGGAGUGCGUAGAGGAGAAAGUUCAGCUGGCAGCGCGCUCCAUGGCGAGCAAAGACCGAGUCGGUUCGGCCGGGCAGGUCCCGCUGCAGGACUCGUCAGGUUCAGAGUCUGAGCCGGACGGGGUCCCCGCGCGCCCCGCUGGUUCCGUCUCCGCGGCCGGCGCUCUCCCCCGCAGCCAGGUGAUCCACAGCGGACACUUCAUGGUGUCGUCGCCGCACAGCGACUCCGCGGCGCGCAGGAGGAGGAGCGGCGGCUCCCUGAGGUACGACUUCGACACCGUCAACGGGACGGGCUGCCACACGUACCGGUACGGGCCCCGCAGCUCCGGCAGCCUGAGCAUCGACCCCACCCUGACCCGCCUGUUUGAGUGCAUGUCCCUGGCUUACAGUGGUAAGAUAGUGUCUCCCAAAUGGAAGUCUUUCAAGGGGCUUCGUCUGCUUUGGAGGGACAAGAUCCGUUUAAACAACGCAAUCUGGAGAGCGUGGUUCAUUCAAUAUGUGGAGAAAAGGAAGAAUUUGGUGUGUGGGUUUGUCACCCCGCUGGAAGGCUCAGAGGCCGAGGCUCACCGGAAGCCUGAAGCAAUCAUAUUAGAGGGCAGCUACUGGAAGAGGAGGAUUGAAGUGGUGAUCAAAGAGUACCACAAGUGGAGGAUUUAUUACAAGAAGAGGCUCCAGAAAAAGAAGGAUGAUAUUCUUUCAAUGCUUCAUGAGGGUCAGAUCUGCCAGUCCAAGCUGGACAAAAGGUCCAGUCAGAUUUACCAGGAGCCAGAGGCCGCCCCAGUGGAGGCACAUAUGUUUGACUUGGACUGCCUUCUGUCUGACAUCUCUGACACCCUGUUCACCAUGACACAGAAACCGUGUCCUUGGAGCAGCGAGCGGCACAAUACGUACACCAGCAAUGCAGACAUGAUCCAGCCAGGCCUGACUCCACUGCAGCCCAACCUUGAUGAUUUCAUGGACAUCCCAGAUAUCUUUUCAAAUUAUCGGGGCCAGUCCAGCGAGCAGACUGCUUUUGCUGACUACAGCUAUUUUGAAAGCUCCCCCAGCAUGUUUGUUCCUGGCCCCCCCUCUGUGGCAGUAACUCCUCAGCUGCUUAUCGAUACCCAGCUGGCUCAGCCCAGUUUGACAUCUAAUAACUUGUCCCAGAGCUCAACAUCCAACACUCGGUCAGACCAGACCAGGCCGAGCCCAGAUUGCAUUGAAUAUCAGACGUCCACCAUUGUGUCAGGAGCCGUGCCAUACAAUCAUCCAACAUACCACAACAUACCUGUUACCAUAGCCUUCACUGCCAAUGCUGAUCAGCCAGCGUCUGCAAGUAUUCCCUUUCUGCAUCCACUGCCAUGCCUCAAGUUUGGUUACCACCCAUCAACUAGUGCCACGUCCUCUGUCAUCACUCAUACCGCCUCCACCAUGGGGUCCCAGGCCUCACAGCACCAGGUUCAGAAUUACUCUCAAGCCAGGGACUCAAACACCCACUCUCACAGUUACCCAGCUGCCACGCCUGAGCUUCUACAUGCACCACUUCCUCCGGUCACAGCAGCCUACUGCUUCUCAGUCCCAGAACAGAUGACCAUUUCAGGGGUCAGAGGGAAGCACAAGCAAAAGACAGGAGGAGUGAGGACAGCUGCAGCCUCUGCAGUGCUGCCAGGAUCCCAGCCCACAGCCCCCAUGCCCACUAGCUGCCUCGCUAAGCUGCUAUCCACAACCGCGCAAGAAAGAAAACCAACAGUUGGAUUUAAAACAAAUCUGGUGACAAGCAAAGGUCAGAGGUCAACAUCUACUAGUUCUUUGCAGGGCGUUUCAUCACAGAUGGAGCCUGGAUUUGGUUGGCCUGCAGCUCUGUCUCCUCUGCAUAGGCAAAGUGCAAACGCUGGCCACACUCAACCUCAUGCCGGCACCACCAGAGGGUCUGCAGUGUCUGCUCUUCUUACCCAUGGUUCCAUGCAUGCAGAAACCCACCUUCUUAUUCCCAAGACUGAGAAAUUAUCACCUGUACAAUUAUAUAGCACAGACAGGAGCAGCUUAAACGUUUCUUUUUCGGCACAUCCUAGCCAAACAUCUCCGCCAAAUCUGGCAGAGAAAGCUUCCAACCCAGAGUCUCCACAGUCGGCCUUCUCAGGACAUGGAAAGAUAGAAUCAAGUAAGCAAACAGAGACCAAGAGGAUCACUCACAUCUCAGCUGAGCAGAAAAGACGCUUCAACAUCAAACUGGGAUUUGACACCUUACAUAGUCUCGUCACAACCCUCAGCUCCCAGCCAAGCAUAAAGAUCAGUAAAGCCACCACGCUGCAGAAGACGGCAGAAUACAUCAGCAAGAUGCAACAAGAGAGAGCUCAGCUACAGGAUGAGGCUCAGAGACUCAGAGAGGAGAUCCAGAACCUGAACUCUGCCAUCAAUGCCUGCCAGCAGCAGCUUCCAGCCACAGGUGUUCCCAUCACACGGCAGCGCUUCGACUACAUGAGGCAGAAGUUCAGAGAGUACAUACGGGCCCAGACUCUGCAAAACUGGAAGUUCUGGAUUUUCAGCAUCAUCAUUGAGCCCUUGUUUGAGUCUUACAAUGGAAUGGUGUCCACCGCCAGUGUUGAGGAUCUGUGCCGGUCAACUCUGUCCUGGCUGGAUCAGCAUUGUUCCCUGCCCUCCCUGAGACCCAUGGUUCUGAGUUCACUCCGCCUCCUGUGUACCACCACCGCCAUUCUGACAGACCCAAGCCUACUGCCAGAACAGGCCACAGUCGCCGUCAGCCAGGGUGACCCCUCUGUCACCACUGACCACUCUCUACAACCUGCCCCCCCCAGCAGUGGAACACACCCAUGCUGAAGCCUUGAAGACUGGGUGGAAGCUCAUUCGAAUAACCAGGAUUUUAUGGUCAUAAUUCUGAUAAAAUUCAUCAACAAAAAGACUGAAGUUUAGUACAUUAUAAUACUUGCUUAAUUUAUAUGAAUGGAUAUUUUUCAUUCAAGAAAUUCAAUUUGCUUUUAGUCAGUGUUUUACAUUAUACUACAACCCAAGUUAUUACAAUCUUUUGGACUGAUUAUUUUUUUUAAAUAUUUUCCUUUUUAAUCUAAGCAAUGUGGGACAUUUACAAAUCUGUCAUUUGGGUUUUUGUACUCCUAAGUGUUCAUAAAGAUGGUUCAGAACUUUUAUACCAGCAAAAUUAAGGGUGAAAUAUGUCAAACCUUGUAACUUUCUAAACAAUUUAUUGUAUUUUGGCUUGCAUUUUUUUUCUGCGGUAAAGUUUUUUUUUUUUUUUUUUUUCAGCACGCUUAAAAUCCAGAUUUGUAUGAAAUGAUUAAUUCAUAUAAACUGACGAAACAAC